AAGUUUGUGAAUAAAAAGGAUGUUUUAUGGAGUCAACUCCAGAAUUGUUGAUCCUGUUUAAAACCAUAGGGCGUGUGCUCUGGAUGUUGAAGAAACAUGUGCAUUCAGUCCAGGAACAAAAAGCUGAACAGCACUUGCUGAGAAUGGACAAAUCUCAUCUCGUUGAGGGUCAACUUCACCAGAAACUUGACCAUUUUAACGGAAGAAUCACAGAUACCCUCCCUCAGAAAUUCAUUGUGAAUGAAGCUUACUGGAAAAAGCCAGAUGGUCCUGUGUUUCUCUACAUUAGUGGUGAAGGCCCUCUGUGUAAAUUUAGCGUGUUGGCUGGUCACCAUGUGACCAUGGCAGAGAAGCAUAGAGCACUGCUUGUGGCACUUGAACACCGAUUCUACGGUUCGAGCAUCAAUCCAGGUGGCCUAGAGCUUUUGAAUCUGCAGCACCUUUCUAGUCAGCAGGCCCUUGCAGAUCUGGCUGCUUUCCACAACUUUAUCAGCCAGAAAUAUGCCCUCACUGACAAGAACAUCUGGAUCUGUUUCGGGGGCUCAUAUGCUGGCGCUCUCUCCGCCUGGUUCAGGGGAAAGUUUCCUCACCUUGUCUAUGGGGCUGUAGCAUCCUCGGCCCCUGUUCAGGCCAAACUGGAUUUUUCUGCUUAUAACAAGGUGGUGGGACAUAGUCUAACAGAGGAGAGUGUAGGCGGCUCUUAUAAGUGUUUAAACAGUGUUCGGAAGGCCUUUGUGGCUUUGGAGGCAGCUCUCCUUGGGGGGAAAGAGAUGAAGGUGGUGAAGGAUUUUGGAUGCUGUGAUGUGCCAAAGAGCCCUGAGGACCGCACUGAGCUCGUGCAGAGUGUGGCUGACAUCUUCAUGGGAAGUGUGCAGUACAAUGAGGAAGGAGUGAUGCUGACCAUCGCUCAAAUCUGUGACAUCAUGACCAAUCAGAGCCAGGAGGAGGCCUAUGACAGACUGGUCAAACUUGCAACGAUGUAUCGUGCUAUGGUAAAGGAGCCGUGUCUGGAUAUCUCUCACCAACACACCAUCCUGAACCUGAAUAAAAGCUCCAGUGGCAGCUUUGGGUCCAGACAGUGGUACUACCAGACCUGCACCGAGUUCGGCUUCUAUCAGACCUGUGACGAUGCUAGCUGCCCAUUCGUGCGCACACUAACACUGCAGGACCACACUCAGCUCUGCCGCCAGCUGUUUGAGAUUCCUGAACACACACUCCACACAAACAUUGCCUUCACCAACCAGUACUACGGAGGAAAUCAGGCCCAAACCCAGCGUGUGCUCUACAUUAAUGGUGACAUUGACCCUUGGAUGGAGUUAAGCAUUGUGCAUAAUGGGACUGGAGUGGAUGAGGACAGAGCCAUCGUGAUUCAUGGCGCUGCUCACUGCGCGGAUAUGAACCCUACACACUCCAGGGACAAGCCCUCACUGCGCCAGGCCAGGAAGGAAAUUGAAAGGCAUGUUGUCAUGUGGCUGAAGAGUGCAGCAUGGGAGAACACGCUCUGACCAAUCAGCAUGCGUGAAAAUGGAUCACCUGACCGAACCACUUUACUACGACGUGACCUUUCUCUUCUGCCUUCUGUCAAAUUAUCUUAUCAGGCUACAUGUGUGAUGUGAGUGUGUGUAUGACUGUGUGACUAUGUGUUGAGACUAUGUGUUGUCUAUCAGUUGGCCAUUACUGAGAAAGAACUUCCAAGCUGUGUGUUUUGUGGUUCGUGUGU
Messenger RNA from Neoarius graeffei (lesser salmon catfish), 1720 nucleotides. RefSeq names its product thymus-specific serine protease. Gene Ontology annotation, biological process: proteolysis. Gene Ontology annotation, cellular component: endosome; lysosome. Lineage: Eukaryota; Metazoa; Chordata; Actinopteri; Siluriformes; Ariidae. The record is from RefSeq and is a predicted model, not a curated record. The transcript has 12 exons. Bases 27 to 1505 code for a protein of 492 amino acids. Gene Ontology annotation, molecular function: serine-type exopeptidase activity; dipeptidyl-peptidase activity.